UUCAGUUCUGGGAGGUGAUCAGUGAUGAACACGGUAUUGACGCCACAGGCAGCUAUCAGGGGGAGAGCGAGCUGCAGCUGGAGAGAAUCAACGUUUACUACAAUGAAGCCACAGGGAGUAAGUUUGUCCCUCGGGCCAUCCUGGUGGACUUGGAGCCUGGUACCAUGGACUCUGUCCGCUCCGGGCCGUUUGGGCAGAUCUUCAGGCCGGAUAACUUCGUAUUUGGUCAGAGUGGUGCUGGGAACAACUGGGCCAAAGGUCACUACACGGAGGGAGCAGAGCUGGUGGACUCCGUGCUGGAUGUAGUACGGAAGGAGUCGGAGAACUGUGACUGCCUGCAGGGCUUCCAGCUGACCCACUCGCUGGGAGGCGGCACUGGCUCGGGGAUGGGCACGCUGCUCAUCAGCAAGAUCCGCGAGGAGUAUCCCGACCGCAUCAUGAACACCUUCAGCGUCAUGCCCUCCCCUAAGGUGUCCGACACCGUGGUGGAGCCCUACAACGCCACGCUGUCCGUCCACCAGCUGGUGGAGAACACCGACGAAACCUUCAGCAUCGACAACGAGGCACUCUAUGACAUCUGCUUCCGCACGCUCAAGCUCACCACCCCGACGUACGGGGACCUCAACCACCUCGUCUCUGCCACCAUGAGUGGCGUCACCACCUGCCUGCGUUUCCCAGGGCAACUGAACGCCGACCUACGCAAACUGGCGGUGAACAUGGUGCCCUUCCCUCGCCUGCACUUCUUCAUGCCUGGCUUCGCUCCACUGACCAGCAGGGGGAGCCAGCAGUACCGCGCGCUCUCGGUGCCCGAGCUAACGCAGCAGAUGUUCGACGCCAAGAACAUGAUGGCUGCCUGUGACCCUCGUCACGGCCGCUACCUCACCGUGGCGGCCAUCUUCCGUGGCCGAAUGUCCAUGAAGGAGGUGGACGAGCAGAUGCUCAGCGUGCAGAACAAAAACAGCAGCUACUUCGUGGAGUGGAUCCCCAACAACGUCAAAACGGCUGUCUGCGACAUUCCGCCGCGCGGCCUCAAGAUGUCCGCCACCUUCAUUGGCAACAGCACGGCCAUCCAGGAGCUGUUCCGCCGCAUCUCGGAGCAGUUCACCGCCAUGUUCCGCCGCAAGGCCUUCCUGCAUUGGUACACGGGAGAAGGCAUGGACGAGAUGGAGUUCACCGAAGCCGAGAGCAACAUGAACGAUCUGGUGUCCGAGUACCAGCAGUACCAGGACGCCACCGCAGACGAAAUGGGCGAAUACGAGGAAGACGAGCUGGAGGACGAGGAAGAUGUCCGCCAAGACGCUCGUCAGGAGGUUCGCCAUUGAGAAGGCUUGAAGGAGCAGUUCAGCUCAAAUGUAUGCGGUAGUUAAAAUAGCUGCUUUCUGAGUGAGCUGUUCUUCUAAAAGCACAGUUCUUCAGUUCUGUCUGUAAACCACGGUUCUUUAACCGAGGGUGCUGUAGGGUAGCCUUGCUAAUAAUACUGCUGUUUCGAUGUUUAGCCAAAUGGUGCUACUGAGAACCACAGUGAUCAACAAAAGGUAGUCUUGAGUUUUGUAACAUUGUAACAUUAAACUGCAAUAACCUUGUGUUGGCUUAUUGAAAUAAACCUGCAUCACUGAACCGUG
Pygocentrus nattereri (red-bellied piranha) is the source of this 1622-nucleotide messenger RNA. RefSeq names its product tubulin beta chain-like. Lineage: Eukaryota; Metazoa; Chordata; Actinopteri; Characiformes; Serrasalmidae. Gene Ontology annotation, molecular function: structural constituent of cytoskeleton; GTPase activity; GTP binding. The transcript has 3 exons. The record is from RefSeq and is a predicted model, not a curated record. Gene Ontology annotation, cellular component: microtubule; cytoplasm. The coding region runs from base 165 to 1322 and encodes 385 amino acids. Gene Ontology annotation, biological process: mitotic cell cycle; microtubule cytoskeleton organization.